GCGUGGAGAAACUCACCGAGCCCUGCCUGAGCUUCAAUACGCAGGCUCAAGGGCGCUUGCCCUACGCUGCCGGCUCUGAUUGGCCACCGGAGAUGAGGGCGCCGCCCAAUGGGAGGUGUGGAUAGUGAGGGGUGCCGCAAACCGGGAGAAGAGGGUCUGUGUCAAGAGCGGCGGGGUCUGCUGGAGUGAAGAGAGACGGGCACUGCCUUCCCCACAAUGGCAGACAUGGUGGCUGAGGUGGCUGACAUGGCCGAGAUGUCAACACAGUUGUCACCAGAGGCAAUGGAGAUGCCGAUACCAGUGUUCAGGGAGAUGACAGAGAUGUCAGCAGAGGUGGCUGAGAUGAAACCUGGGGAGGCCCUUGCCUCAUCCCUCUUUUUCCAGCACCACCAAUUCAUGUGCUCUGAGUGUGGCAACCUCUACAACACACUGGAGGAAGUCAUCUCACACCAGGAGCAGCAUGUACCCAUUGUCACAGAGGAGGAGGCGCUGACCACCCAGGAUGCUGGCCUGGAGCCGGAGCUAGUGCCAGGUACUGAGGAUGGGCCUUUCCAGUGUGGCGAAUGCAGCCAGCUCAUCCUCUCCCAUGGUGAGCUCCUGGCCCACCAGGACACCCACCUCCAGGAGUCUACAAGCCAGAUCCAGUACCAGUGUGGGGACUGCCAGGAGCUGUUCCCCUCACCUGAAUUGUGGGUGGCUCAUCGGAAGGCCCAGCACCUUUCUACUGCAGCAGCUGGACCACCAGUGCCGCCACCUCCCCCUCCUCCAGCACCACCACCUCCGCCCCCUGAUCCACCUGGAGUCAAGAUGGAGCCCUACGAGUGUCCUGAGUGCUGUACCCUCUGUGCCACCCCUGAGGAGUUUUUGGAGCAUCAGGGAACCCACUUUGAUUCCCUAGAGAAAGAGGAAUGCAAUGGCCUAGAGGAAGAUGAGGAGGAUGAAGAAGAUGAUGAAACAGAGGAGGAAGGGUUGACAGCAGAGGUUGGUGAUGAUGCUAUAGAAGGCAACAAGUCCACAGCCAGCCAGGCCCAGAGCUGUGGGGAUUAUCACCAACACUGGACCUCAGCAGGGGCACGCCGGCAACACCGGCGGGCAUCCCAUGGCCCAGGGUCAACAACCCAUCCCUUCAGCUGCAGCCAGUGCCAGCGCUGCUUUAGCUCAGCAAACCGGCUGCUGGCUCAUGGGCGGGCCCAUGUUGGUGGCACACACGAGUGUACCACCUGCUUCAAGGUCUUCAAGAAAGCAGCCUCCCUGGAGCAGCACCUGCGGCUGCACCGUGGGGAAGCCCGCUAUCUCUGUGUGGACUGUGGUCGCGGCUUCAGCACAGAACUCACAUUGGUGGCCCACCGGCGGGCCCAUACCGCCAACCCAUUGCAUCGGUGCCGCUGUGGCAAGACAUUCAGCAACAUGACCAAGUUUCUCUACCAUAGGCGCACCCACGCCGGCAAGAGCGGGGCGCCUCCUGCCACCGCAGCAGCCUCCCUAGCUCCAGCUGAGCCCGUGCCCCCGCCACUGCCCCCUACCCCGCCUGCCCAGCUGCCCUGUCCACAAUGCUCCAAGUCUUUUGCCUCAGCCUCCCGCCUUUCCCGGCACCGGCGCACGGUCCACGGGCCCCCCGAGCGGCGACACUGCUGCGGGGUUUGCGGCAAGGGCUUCAAGAAGCUGGUCCAUGUGCACAACCACCUACGGACACACACGGGCGAGAGGCCCUUCCAGUGCCACUCCUGUGGCAAGACCUUUGCUUCUCUGGCCAAUCUCAGCCGCCACCAACUGACCCACACAGGGGUGCGUCCCUACCAAUGUCUAGACUGUGGCAAACGGUUUACACAGAGCUCCAACCUGCAGCAGCAUCGGAGGCUGCACCUGCGGCCAGUGGCCUUCGCUCGUGCCCCCCGCCUCCCCAUCACUGGUCUCUACAACAAGAGCCCCUACUACUGUGGGACAUGCGGCCGCUGGUUCCGCGCCAUGGCAGGCCUGCGCCUGCAUCAGCGGGUCCAUGCCCGCGCCCGGACAAUGACCCUGCAGCCCAGAUCACCACCUCCAGCCCCAGCCCCAGCCCCCCAGCCUCAGCAGACUAUCAUGUGCACUGAACUUGGGGAGACCAUCGCCAUCAUCGAGACAUCCCAGCCACUGGCACUUGAGGACACACUGCAGCUGUGCCAGGCAGCACUGGGAGCCAGCGAAGCGAGUGGGCUGUUGCAAUUGGACACGGCCUUCGUGUGAUACCACGAAGAGCAAUAAUAAAACAGUUUGGUUGCAACAGCAAGUAUGAGCACCUCUGGGGAAGAAGGGGACCACCCCCCAGCAAGCCACUGUGGCACCCAGUGGGUGCCAGGAUCCACCCUGGCCUCUUACCCACUAACUCCUCAGAAUAGCCCUGCCAGAUUUCUCUUGUCACCUUUCUCUGCCUGAAGGGAAACUGAAGCCCUGGGACGUGAUAGGAUCUGUCCCAGGUCACCCACAAAGCAGGGUUUGCCAGGGUUCUUUGUGUGACCCUGCUGCCCAGCAACAUCAGGUCACCUUGUUUGAGCCUGGGCUGUGUGCUCAGAUACAUGCCCAUUAUGUCUUCAGGUCCUCCGCUGUUCCCAUAGCCCAAGGCUUCCUUGGACUCUCAGCACCCAGGACUCGGCUCUGCCGAGGAGGAACACAUUUGACUUGUCCGGGCUUCCUUAAUCUCAUUUUUAACAAUGUGAAAGGAAAGCUCUAGGUUCCCAGGGGGUGCUUAGUUGAAGAUGUGAUGCUGGAGACCCAGGAAUGAGUCAGACUCGGGCUCUGCCUAGGCCUGCAGUGUGGUAGGAGGAACACACACAAGUACAGAUGGCCUUACUAAG
Phyllostomus discolor (pale spear-nosed bat) is the source of this 2831-nucleotide messenger RNA. It is a transcript of the gene ZNF526, whose product is annotated as zinc finger protein 526. Gene Ontology annotation, biological process: regulation of transcription by RNA polymerase II. Gene Ontology annotation, molecular function: RNA polymerase II transcription regulatory region sequence-specific DNA binding; DNA-binding transcription factor activity, RNA polymerase II-specific. The record is from RefSeq and is a predicted model, not a curated record. The transcript has 2 exons. Gene Ontology annotation, cellular component: nucleus. Lineage: Eukaryota; Metazoa; Chordata; Mammalia; Chiroptera; Phyllostomidae. Bases 217 to 2223 code for a protein of 668 amino acids.